Messenger RNA from Eremothecium gossypii ATCC 10895, 1902 nucleotides. RefSeq names its product succinate dehydrogenase flavoprotein subunit SDH1 (gene SDH1). The coding region runs from base 1 to 1902 and encodes 633 amino acids. The transcript has a single exon. NCBI's taxonomy places the organism in Eukaryota, Fungi, Ascomycota, Saccharomycetes, Saccharomycetales, Saccharomycetaceae. Gene Ontology annotation, molecular function: flavin adenine dinucleotide binding; electron transfer activity; succinate dehydrogenase (quinone) activity. The record is from RefSeq and is marked provisional. Gene Ontology annotation, biological process: mitochondrial electron transport, succinate to ubiquinone; tricarboxylic acid cycle.
AUGCUUUCUGUUACUCGAACCGCUCCUGGCGUGCGUACGCGGGCGCUCAGACUGUUCAGCAGCGGCCGGGCCGCGUCGCUCGCCGCCGUUGGCGCGGGCGCGCCUCAGGCCAAGUACCACAUAGUGGACCACGAAUACGACUGUGUAGUUGUCGGCGCCGGUGGGGCCGGGUUGCGUGCAGCUUUCGGGUUGGCUGAGGCAGGUUACAAGACGGCGUGCAUUUCCAAGCUAUUCCCAACGCGGUCGCACACGGUUGCAGCGCAGGGCGGGAUUAAUGCUGCGCUGGGAAACAUGCACGGAGACGACUGGAAGUGGCACAUGUACGACACGGUGAAGGGCUCCGACUGGCUGGGUGACCAGGACUCGAUCCACUACAUGACGCGGGAGGCGCCUGCGUCGAUCAUUGAGCUGGAGAACUUCGGGAUGCCGUUCUCGCGGAAUGACGAGGGCCGGAUCUACCAGCGCGCGUUCGGCGGGCAGUCGAAGGAGUACGGCAAGGGCGGGCAGGCGUACCGGACGUGCGCGGUAGCGGACCGGACCGGGCACGCGAUGCUGCACACGCUGUACGGGCAGGCGCUGAGCCACAACACGCACUUCUUCGUGGAGUACUUUGCGAUGGACCUUUUGACGCACAACGGCGAGGUCGUGGGUGUGAUCGCGUACAACCAGGAGGACGGCACUGUGCACCGCUUCCGCGCGCACCGCACGGUGAUGGCAACGGGCGGCUACGGGCGCGCGUACUUCUCGUGCACGUCUGCACACACCUGCACGGGUGACGGUAACGCGAUGGUGUCUCGUGCCGGGUUCCCGCUGCAGGAUUUGGAGUUCGUGCAGUUCCACCCCUCCGGUAUCUAUGGAUCCGGCUGUCUGAUCACCGAGGGUGCCCGUGGUGAGGGUGGCUUCCUGCUGAACUCUGAGGGUGAGCGUUUCAUGGAACGUUACGCGCCAACCGCCAAGGACCUGGCCUGCCGUGACGUCGUGUCGCGGGCCAUCACCAUGGAGAUCCGCGAGGGCCGUGGUGUGGGUCCGGAGAAGGACCACAUCCACCUGCAGCUAUCGCACCUGCCUCCUAGCGUUUUGAAGGAGCGCUUGCCGGGUAUCUCGGAGACUGCCCACAUCUUCGCAGGUGUCGACGUGACCAAGGAGCCUAUUCCGGUCUUGCCCACUGUCCACUACAACAUGGGUGGUAUCCCUACGCGCUGGACCGGCGAGGCUUUGACGAUUGAUGAGGAGACUGGCGAGGACAAGGUCAUCCCCGGCCUGCUAGCAUGCGGCGAGGCUGCGUGUGUGUCUGUGCACGGUGCCAACCGUCUGGGCGCGAACUCGCUGCUGGAUCUGGUGGUGUUCGGCCGUGCGGUGGCGCACACCGUCGCUGACUCGCUGCAGCCCGGCUUGCCCCACAAGCCUCUGCCAGCAGACCUCGGAAAGGAGUCCAUUGCUAACCUGGAGCGCAUGCGUACAGCCUCUGGCCCAUUGACCACCAGCCAGAUCCGCUUGAACAUGCAGAAGGCCAUGCAGAAGGACGUCUCUGUCUUCCGCACGCAGCAGACCCUGGACGAGGGUGUGCACAAUGUGUCUGCUAUCGACGAGACCCUGAAGGACGUCGGAACCUCGGACCGCUCCAUGAUCUGGAACAGUGACCUGGUCGAGACCCUAGAGCUGCAGAACCUAUUGACGUGCGCUGUGCAGACCGCCAAGUCUGCCGCUGAGAGAAAAGAGUCACGUGGUGCUCACGCGCGUGAAGACUUCCCAGAGAGAAACGAUGAGGAAUGGAUGAAGCACACGCUAUCCUGGCAACAUGCAUCCGGUGCUCCCGUCGAGAUAAAGUACAGAAACGUCAUCACUACGACGCUCGAUGAGACCGAGUGCCCACCAGUGCCUCCAACCGUACGUGCUUACUGA